Messenger RNA from Bombina bombina (fire-bellied toad), 2134 nucleotides. It is a transcript of the gene ZNF703, whose product is annotated as zinc finger protein 703. The transcript is spliced from 2 exons. The record is from RefSeq and is a predicted model, not a curated record. Gene Ontology annotation, cellular component: nucleus. Gene Ontology annotation, biological process: negative regulation of DNA-templated transcription. Lineage: Eukaryota; Metazoa; Chordata; Amphibia; Anura; Bombinatoridae. The coding region runs from base 77 to 1684 and encodes 535 amino acids.
UGAGAAAGCAGAAUCUCACAGCCAACUGGAGGGAAGGGAGCACAAGGGGAAAUCUCUGCACCCUGGACUCCUCCAAAUGAGCUGUUCUCCUCUUGGAUAUAGUAGACAGCCAGAGACCCAGAGCCGCACCUCGCCUGCAUCUUGUCCUCCUCUAGCACCCAGUCACCCCCUGCGCCAGGCCAACAGGCUGCCCAUCAGGGUGAUCAAGAUGCUGACUGCUCACAGUGGACACUUGCUACACCCGGAAUACUUGCAGCCCCUCUCCUCCACUCCUGUCAGCCCAAUAGAGCUGGAUGCCAAGAAGAGCCCACUUGCACUGCUGGCUCAGACAUGCUCUCAAAUCGGAAAGCCAGAUCCUCCUCCGUCGUCAAAACUGAAUUCUGUGACUUCGAGUGGGAUGAGUGAAAAAGAAAGUGGCCGCUCUUCUUCAAUGAAGCUGGGAGAGUCUCCUCUGGAGGAUAAGUCCAGCUUCAAACCCUAUUCUAAAGGUUCUGAGUCCAGGAAAGAAAGUGGGUCAUCUUCUGGUGGUAAUUCAGACAAAGCUGGAUUUAGGGUGCCUAGUGGUUCUUGUCAGCCAUUUCCCCCUCAUGCUCCAUCUCCGUCCUCAAGGGUCAGUUCUCCUGGGCAGCACUGUGACAGUAAAAAUAACGAUAACCAAGAGAAGAAGGAGUCUGAAGCCAUAAAAAUCAGUUCAGAGGUGUCUCAAGUAAACCCUACUCUAACCAGAACAAGUACCAGCAACUCUAGUGCAGAGUCCAGGGAAAGUGGGGCUAUUACCCCGAGCAGCAAAUCAGAACCUCCUUCACUUGGAUCUGGUCAUGUGGCCCCUGUCUCACCCUACAAACCUGGACAUUCUGUAUUCCCUCUUCAAUCUUCUGGCAUUGGAUAUCACGGAUCAAUAGUGGGUGCCUAUGCUGGAUACCCGUCUCAGUUUGUCACAGGUCUUGAUCACACCAAAUCAAGUCUAGUUGGGAGCCAGCUUCCUGGGACUUUAGGUUUGCCGGGGAAGCCACCCAGCUCUAGCCCUCUUACUGGUGCUUCUCCUCCUUCAUUCAUGCAAGGAUUAUGCAGGGACCCAUACUGUCUAAGCUACCACAAUGCUUCCCACCUCGGUUCCAGCAGCUGCUCUACUUGUGUACAUGAUCCAUCAGCGCUCAAAUCUGGUUACCCAUUAGUCUACCCCAGUCACCCUCUCCAUUCAGUGCACACAACCAUGUCUUCCAGUGUAACCCCAUCACUGUCUGGUCAUCCGCUUUAUACUUACAGCUUUAUGCUCCCCAAUGACCCUGUCCCACACAUAUGCAACUGGGUAUCAGCCAGUGGACCUUGUGACAAAAGAUUUUCCUCUUCUGAAGAACUUCUAGCCCAUCUAAGGACACAUACUGCUUUGCCUGGGGCUGAUAAACUCUUAGCUGGUUACCCUUCAUCAGGUUUGGGUUCCGCUGCUUCUUGCCACCUUCAUCUUCCACCUACUGGGCCUGGAAGCCCAAACACUUUGCCGGGGUCUCUGUCUUUAAGGAGUCCACAUACCUUGGGACUAAAUAGGUACCAUCCAUACGGAAAGAGUCACCUGACAACGCCCAGUGGUCUCCCAGUUCCCUCGUUACCAGCAGGAUCUUAUUACUCACCAUACGCAUUUUAUGGACAGAGGUUAACAUCAGCUUCAGCAUUAGGUUACCAGUAAAUACAAAUUAAACCCUACAGCAGAGACUAUAUAUUUAUUUACUGUAUGUUAGCUUCAAGCUGGGAAAAUUUAAGUGCAUUAUUUACAACAAUUCAAUGGUAUGCAAAGAUCCUAUGCCCCAAAAUAUUUUUUUCAUUCCCUGUCUUCCAUUUGAUCUUUUUUCUUUUCUUUUUUUUUUUCUUCCUCCCCUAUAUUCUAUUUUUGCUGUUUUGCAUGACACUCAUUGCUUUUUCCAUUCUUUUAUUUCUUUCCCUGUUUGGGGUGAAAAAAAAACUAACUAAAAAUUCAACCUCCUUUUGAUUUGUACAGUUCUACAGAAUGUAUUUUUUUUUGUAAUGUAUUUUCGGCAUGGUGGGAUUGGGUUGGAGGAACAAAUGAGGAAACAAACAUUUGGUGGCUAUCUAAAAUUGGCAAAUCUUAUUUUGUUAAUAAAUGAAAACUUAACUAUUA